Messenger RNA from Rasamsonia emersonii CBS 393.64, 1329 nucleotides. Its product is annotated as Ammonium transporter. The transcript is spliced from 2 exons. The coding region runs from base 1 to 1329 and encodes 442 amino acids. Gene Ontology annotation, cellular component: plasma membrane. Gene Ontology annotation, molecular function: ammonium channel activity. The record is from RefSeq and is a predicted model, not a curated record. Lineage: Eukaryota; Fungi; Ascomycota; Eurotiomycetes; Eurotiales; Trichocomaceae. Gene Ontology annotation, biological process: ammonium transmembrane transport.
AUGUCAUCUCCCACCGCCCCAGCCUGGCUCAACAACGGUGACAAUGCCUGGCAGCUCACGGCCGCCAGUCUGGUCGGCCUGCAGAGCAUCCCGGGCCUGGUGGUGCUCUACGCCGGCAUCGUGAAGCGGAAAUGGGCCAUCAACUCCGCCUUCAUGGCCUUCUACGCCUUCGCCGCCGUGCUCAUCUGCUGGGUUGUCUGGGCUUACAAGAUGGGCUUCGGCGAGCAAUGGGGUGCUGCCCCCUUCGUGGGCACGCCCGGUCCGGUCGUCGCCAUGGACUACGAGCUGCGCCAGUCGUCUCUCCCCGCUGCGGGCGUCUCUCAGGCCUUCCCUCUCUCGACCAUGGUGUAUUUCCAGUUCGUCUUCGCGGCCAUCACCGUCGUCAUCAUGGCGGGCGCGUUCCUGGGCCGCAUGAACUUCACUGCCUGGAUGGUCUUUGUGCCACUCUGGAUCACCUUUUCGGACUGCAGGGUUUAUCGGUGCUGCGGUGAUUGGACCCCGUCUGCCUCGGGACCGCGAAGACACGCGGCCGAACAACAUCCUCUUCGUGCUGGUUGGCGCUGGCAUCCUGUGGAUUGGAUGGAACGGAUUCAACGGGGGGACCCGUACACGGCGAGUCCGGAUGCUGGAGCAGCCGUGCUGAACACCGACAUCGCGACCGCCAUGAGCACCCUCGUCUGGACGAUCAUGGAUAUUAUCUUCUACGGGAAACCGGCGGUGAUCGGGGCGGUGCAGGGGAUGAUCACGGGCCUGGUGGCCAUCACUCCUGCGGCCGGAGUCGUUGCAGGAUGGGGAGCGGUCAUCAUUGGCGCCUGCUCAGGGAGCAUCCCGUGGAUAUCGCUGAACGUGCUAGGCAAGCGAGUAUCCCUAUUCAAGCACGUAGACGACACGCUGGAUGUAUUCCACACGCACGCCGUAGCCGGCUUCCUGGGCGGAUUCCUAGUCGGCCUGUUCGCGACGAAAGAAGGAUGCGCCGCUUUCGCACUGACAUCUCCGGGCGGCGCCAUCGAAGGGAACGGGAAACAGGUGUGGCUGCAGAUCGUAGGCGCGCUGUUCAUCAUCGCGCUGAACCUGUUCAUGACGCCGCUGAUCCUGUUCUUCAUCAAGUACGUCCUGCGCAUUCCGCUGCGCAUGCCGGAAGAAGUGCUCUUGAUCGGCGACGACGCCAUUCACUGGGAAGAAGCGUACGGAUUCACGUUGGAUGCGCAUCACAGCGAGACACCCGGCAGGAUUGUUGGCAGUGAUCCUGAGGCUGGGCGGUUGAGUCUGCCGCAGUCGAUUGGGGGGAAUGAGACUGAGGCGAAGUCGAAUGGACCGAAGGCUGAUUAG